This is a messenger RNA of Leptonychotes weddellii (Weddell seal), 8217 nucleotides long. Lineage: Eukaryota; Metazoa; Chordata; Mammalia; Carnivora; Phocidae. The record is from RefSeq and is a predicted model, not a curated record.
GCGUCUCUGAGAGAUUGACUUUUAAAGAAACAGGUUUUGAAUUUGGGGAUCACAUCCUGGUAUCCCCCCACCCUCUUCCACUUGGUGACUUCUAGGGACCAGCGCACUCUGCGCUUUGGAGUUUCUUGUUGCAAAGCGCUCUUGACCGGGUGUUUGCUUCAUGUGUGUUGUGAUAGGCGGUUCUGUUUCUCCUUUUUGUCCAAAAAUGACCCGCGAAGUAACGUUGUUAACUAAAUAUAGAGGGGUCUGCUAGUGUCACCCGGUUAUUCACUUUUUGUUUUGGUUUCUGCUAGGCCGCGUUCACAUUUACUCCCAGUACCUUUCUUACAUUUCUUAUAUCUGAUUUCUUUAUGGGGGGAAAAAACACAAAAAAGCAUGAAUGAAGGCAAUGUUUAAUAUCACUACACUUUUGAUUUCUCUUAAUUACAGACUUUGUUUACUAAAACAUGAGGUCCCUUUUGAAGCAGUCGUUUGGAGAACAGAUGUUUUUAUGAAAGUAUUUCCGUUUGCUGUUACCAUAUUGAGGUCAUUCGACUGGAGUUUUUACUGCUCCAAAAUCAGUUUUUUCAACGAAUUCCAGUUUUGUGAUCAAAGUUUACGUGAGAUGGAAGAUUUCCGAGGAAUAGCUGAAGAGUCAUUUCCAAGCUUUUUAACCAAUUCAUUACUUGGUAAUAGUGAGAUUUUGAAAGAUGUCACUCUUUCUUCAAAUCUUGGCUUGCCUGUUGCUGUUUCAACACUUGCUAGAAAUAGAUCCAGUGCUGACAACAGGUAUUCUGAUAUCCAGGCAUCUUAUUUAGUAGAAGGGAAGUUUUCAGUUCCAUCUGAAUCAUCUCCCAGUAGCCAGAGUGAAGCUGACCCAAGAGAGAAGUUACAGCUUAGCUUCCAGGAUGAUGAUUCUAUCUCUAAGAAAAAGAAUAUAGAAAGUCAGCAUUUGUCAGUUGCUGUUCUUGAAGAGUCUACUUUGCAAAGUGAUAUGGCAAGAACAGAAGAGAAGCAAGCUAAAACUGCAAAACCCUUUCAGAGCCAAGAUCCUGUUGAUAGGAUUUCACCACUGGAACAAAUGCAAGACUCACCUGUUGAUUUUUGUUUACAACCAUGGAUGAAUAAUAAGGAGAACAAGAUGAUUGUUCCUCUUGCUGGAAAACAUUUUGAAGACAAGAAUCCACACAAUGACUUAAGCCACACUAGUUUAUUAGAAAAUGAGAAACUUACAUCACUGACAAGCUUGGAGGAUUCUUCUGAUGAUGAUAUUGAUGAUGAAGAGUUUUAUGAUGAACAUUUGGAGGCUUACUUUGAGCAAUUGGCUAUUCCAGGAAUGAUAUAUGAAGACCUAGAACAGGAACAUCCAGAAAAAGAUUUUAAAUUACCUACAAGUGAUCCAUGUCAGGCAAAUGAAAAUGGUAGCUAUAAAUCUCAAUCAGAAAAUAACAGCUCUCUGAUUUCCCAUGGCUUACACUCUUCAGGAAAUUCUGAAACAACCCACAAAGAGUCUGAAGUAGGCCAUGUUGUUUGUCUGCCUGGGACCAGUAAUUUUGUAGAUACUGGAGAUAGUAGAAGGCAUAUAGAUGGUGUAUUAUCAUGUUCUUCUAGUACUCAGAGAAUUGAACAAGAGAAAGAAAGGGCAGACAGUUUGAAGGGUAUUGUCCCACAUCAUGGCAGAGAAAGCACAAGAGAAGAAGUUCCUGUGAAGACUAUCCAGGCUACUAAUGCGAAACUUAACCCUGUUUGUUUUCAUGACACAAAUGCCAGUAAAGGUGAUUUUGACUUAAUGGACCCUUUGAAACUGGAGGCCGGGUCUCUUCAUCAAAAUAAGCAUUUGGCAUCUGAUUCAGAAAGAGUUUUGCCCGUGGAUAGAUGUUUAGACACUGAAACGCCUGAAGUGUCCAUUCAAAAAUAUGUGGACAUAGCAUCUUUGAAGCCUGUUAGUGACAGUGAAAUUAAUUCCACUGAUAGUCUUCGGUCACCAACUAGUGAAAGGCGAACAUGUAAUUAUUAUAAGUCCAUUAAAAAGAGUAAAGAGGAUACAGAUCUACCACAAAGUGUUGUCUAUCAAAAUGAAGAGGGCAGAUGGGUCACUGACCUUGCAUAUUAUACAUCUUUUAAUAAAGAACAAAAUUUAAAUGUGUCUCUAACUGACGAGAUGAAUGAAGACUUCAGAUCUGGUUCUGAAGCACUGGAUUUGAUUAAUCAAGAUGAAGAAGAAUUUAAUAAAGAGCAUCAAUUUAUGCAGGAAGAAAAUAUAGAUGCCCAGAACACUUCAGCUGCUCUAGGGGAUACGUCUUGGGGAACUUCAAUUAAUUAUGGUUUGUUGAGGAAAUCACUUAGCACAUCAGAUUUGGACAAAGAUGAUGCCAGUUAUUUACGCCUAUCUUUAGGAGAGUUCUUUGCUCAAAGAUCUGAAGCUCUUGGUUGCCUUGGUGGCGGUUACAAUGUGAAAAGACCAUCAUUUGGUUAUUUUAUUAGAUCACCAGAGAAGAGAGAACCUGUUGCUCUCAUAAGAAAAUCUGAUGUAUCAAGAAGUAAUUUGGAAAAAGAAAUGGCUCAUCUUAACCAUGAUAUAUUUUCAGGAGACUUAAAAGCACAGCUAAAUGAAGGAUCAGUUACACUUCAGGCUGAAGAACUGGAGAGUAUUUCACAAGUGGAUGAAAGUGAUGUGACAUUAACUGCCAAUAACUGCAAAACAGAGGACAGUUUCUUCAUGAGUAGCAAACCCCGAAGAUACAAAAGCAAGCCACCCAUUGAUGGUGAUUCUGUACUUAGGAUAAGCACCAUUGCUUCAGCCAUUGCAGAUGCAUCAGUAAGUACUGAUCCUUCCCAACUUGCUGCCAUGAUCAAGGCACUUUCAAAUAAAACCAGAGAGAAGACUUUUCAGGAAGAUAAUAAACAAAAGGACUAUUCCACUGUGCCUCAUUUCUUGCCUAAUGAUACAGAAAAAAGUAAUGGAUCCAGCAUGUUUGAUAUGGAGAAAUACCUUAAAAAAACAGAAGUCAGUAGAUAUGAAGGUGGACUGGAAAACUUUUCAAGAGCUGGUACAUCUGAUCGGUGGGAUUUAUCUUUGCCAAAAGAACAGUUUACACGAGACAUCCAUACAGUGGACUUAGGUGCUGCUGAUAUAAGUAUAAAGGAACCAGAAGAAAAUACAGCAUUUACUUUUUAUGGUGAAAAUGGAGAGAGCAAGAAUCAAGAAUCAUUUAGAACAAACUGUCCAAAUUCAAUUCUUAUAAAUAGAAAAGAGAAUGAAAGUACAAUAGUUGAUGUGAAGACAUAUCCUCUUGACAACAAAUUACCAGAUAUUGGUAACUGCAAAACAGCCACCUCAGUAACAUCUAAUAGUUAUUCAUUAGUAAGGAACCCCAGGAUAGCAUCUGUUUGGCUGUCAGGAGAAUGUGAGGAAAUAACAAAUAAUAGAGAAAAUCAGAGGCAAAAUGAGUGUGUUAGUGAAGCAAGCAAUGGUGAAAAACAUGUGACUUUUGGAAAACAUUCCAUAAUUACGCCUAAAAAUGUUGAUUUGAAAAAUCACUCUCCUGAGCGUGGUGGACAUGGGUCAGAGGAUGACCAGGAUAGCUUCAGACCUUCCUCUUCUCCACUGAGUCAUUCUUCUCCUAGUGAAAUUUCUGGAACAAGUUUAUCAGGGUGUGCUUUAGAGUCUUUUGGUUCAGCAGCUCAUCAGAAGCCCCCCUGUGAGAGUGAGUCGUCUCAAUUGGUGUGUCCACAAGCUAGUGUGAGUAGGUUGACUUACAUGUCUGAACAAGAGAGCUCCUAUCCUACUACGGCCUCAGAUCAUGGCCUUGAGGGCUGCAAGAGUGAUGUCACCAGUGAAUUGAGCACCACAAUUACUCAAGCCAGUCCAAUUCCAUCAGAGGAACAGGCUGUGGAAAAACUGAGAGAAAAAGGUCCAUUUCAAAGUAGAAGUAAAGUAGCACGGUCCUAUAAUCAGAAAAACUCAGCUACAGACAAUGUGACUGAAAUGACUUCUCUGAGUAGCAGACCUGAAGAUGUAAAACCUUACUUUAGGUUGAAUAAAGAUCUCUCCUCCAGGAGUGGAGACCUAUCAGAAAUCGGUACAGUAGGACUGACCUCUCACCCCAGUGAGUUGGACCAGAUCAGCCUGGCUCUACUGAGCAAGUCAGGCGUCACCUGCCCACUUGUGUCAGCGAUGCCACACCGGCCUGGGGCACACCAGGCAUCUGUGAACAAAGGUGAGAGAGUAGCCUCUGGAGCUGCAUUAACUACCGACAGUGCAGUAAGUGGCCAGACUCCUCAGCGGAUGGCCCCGGGGAACCAGGGCGCCCCUCUUCCCAGCACUGUGUCUUGGGGCUCUGCUCCUGUGAUGCAGAAUGUGCCCACCGCACUUCCUGCGCUCUGGACUCAACAUUCUUUUACCGCAGCCCCCUUUGCCCAGCAGUAUUUGGGAACACUACCUUCAGCUGGAAAUGCUGCUCUGCCUCAGUGCCAAGCUGGCAGCGCCACUGUCUGUGGACCCUCGGGAAGCUGUCCAUACCCUGCUGCCGUAGGAGAGCACGUUCACAACUCUGUGGCCAUGGGAAUUUGUCUAGGACAAAAUACCGGCUCUGGAUUGAUGGGUCCCUCUUCCCUUUAUAACCCAUAUUCUAAUGCCUUCAAUCAGAAUCUUCUAAGUACAGCAAAACCUUUCCCUGUGCAGUCUGUUGGUACAAACUGUGGAACUGAACCAUGGGAUUCAGGAAUGCUGUCAGGAUUUGGGAAGGUAAGAGUACCUGAGGAAUUGAAGUUUCCUCAUGCUUGCUGUGUUGGCAUUGCUUCACAGACCUUCCUCAGUGUGCUUAAUCCAACUGACCGCUGGCUACAGGUCAGCAUUGGGGUUCUCACCGUUAGUGUUAAUGGUGAAAAGGUAGAUCUUUCAGUAUAUCCUUGUUUAGUCUUCAAGAAUAAAGUCAUCGUAAGACCUCAUGCCACAGAAGAGAUAAAAGUACUUUUCAUACCAUCCGAUCCUGGGAUUUUCAGAUGUAUAUUCAGUGUUGCUUCUUGGCCAUUUUCAGCGGAUGCUGAGACCAUAGCACAAGCAGAAGCCUUGGCAAGCCGAGUCAUUCUCACGGCUGUUGCCGAGACCCCUGUGAUCGAGGUAGAAACAGAAAAGAAAGAUGUUCUUGAUUUUGGCGACUUGACUUACGGUGGCUGGAAAGCUCUGCCAUUAAAAUUGAUAAACAGGACUCAUGCCGCUGUGCCAAUCAGACUUGUUAUUAGUGCUAAUGCCAUAGCCUGGCGCUGCUUCACGUUUUCCAAGGCACCCGUCCAUGCUUCUUUGAAAGCAGCUCCAUAUGCUGACGUGAUUGCUCAGCUGGCAGCUCCUUCUGUGGUCAACCACAUGAUGCCUGCUAGCUAUGAUGGGCAGGAUCCAGAAUUUCUGAUAAUUUGGGUUCUUUUCCAUGGUCCAAAGAAACAGAUCACUUCUUCAGAGAUUUUAGAUUCAGCAGAAGAGUUCUUGGCAAGAGUCGAUAUAGAAGUUGAUAGCCCAAACCCUACCCCAGUCAUUAAAAGUAUUGGUCUUCAAGCAAGAACAGGAAUAGCUAGGAUACAUGCUCCAAAAGACUUACAGACUAUGCAUUUGUUUGCCAGUAUGGCUUCCUCAACAAAGCAGCACUUACCUUUGAAAAAUGCGGGGAAUAUUGACGUUUACUUAGAUAUCAAGAUCCCAGAUCAAGGAAGUCACUUUUCAGUGGAUCCAGAGAAUCUAUUCCUUAAACCUGGAGAGGAACGCGAAGUUAUAGUCACAUUUACUCCAAAGGACUCCCAAGCCUGUGAGGAAAGGAUCUUAAAAAUAUUUGUGCAGCCAUUUGGACCUCAGUAUGAAGUGGUGUUAAAAGGUGAAGUAGUUUCUUCAGGAAACAAACCUCUGACGCCUGGCUCUCGCUGCUUAGCUGCUCCAUCGAUGUUGUCCAACAAGCAGUUUCUGGCCUGGGGGGGUGUCCCUCUUGGUAGAACACGGCUUCAGAAGCUAGCUUUACGAAAUAAUUGUACAUCUACAACCCAGCAUCUGCGACUGCUCAUUAGAGGACAAGACCAGGACUGCUUUCAGCUUCAGCAUACUUUUGGUUCAGAAGAACGACUAACCAGUAACUGUGAGAUUAGAAUGCGUCCAGAAGAAGACAUUCACAUCUCUGUGUUAUUUGCACCUACUCGAUUAUCUUGUAUGUUGGCUAAACUUGAAAUUAAACAACUGGGAAUUCACUCACAACCGGGCAUUAAGUUCACGAUACCUUUGUCUGGAUAUGGAGGAACAAGUAAUCUUAUUUUGGAAGAUGUUAAAAAGUUAUCUGACAGCUACAUGGUAACAGUGAAUGACUUAGUACCUGGCAAAGAAAGUAGAAUUGUUUUUUCUGUUCAUAACACUGGCUCUCGGGCAGCUUUUGUUAAAGCAAUAGGUUUUAAGGAUUCUCAGAAAAAAGUUUUGCUGGAUCCUAAAGUAUUAAGGAUUCUUCCAGAUAAAUUUGUGCUCAAAGAAAAAACACGAGAAGAUGUUACCAUAAUAUAUAAUCCAUCAGACAGAGAGAGCAAUUAUAUAACCACAACAGAACUGUCAACUGUAUACUUCUUUGGUGGUGAUGAAAUUUCGAGGCAGCAGUAUCGAAGGUACCUCAGACUUCAUAAUAGGACGAUCUUCCUAAUGAUGAAAAUUUGUGAAUCUGAUGGUUCUGGGAAACAUGGUGGCAAUGUUUCUUUGGAUAUUUUACCAGUUAAAGGUCCUCAGGGUUCUCCACUUCUUUCACAAGCUGUUUGCCCACCUCAAGAUAAAUCAUCCUCUAAGGAAAUGUGGACUGUCCAGCCUGAACACUUGAUUUUGAUAGCCCCUUCUUGUGAUCUGGCAAAAACUGCAUGUUUCCAGAUUUUAAAUAAUUCCGUUAGGUUACUGAAAUUUGAGUUGUACUGGCCAGCACAUUGCCUUACGGUAACACCACAACAUGGAUUUAUCCCGCCAGAGAGUAAGCUACAAAUUCUUGUGAGUCCUAAUUCCUCCUUAUCCACAAAACAUUCAAUGUUCCCAUGGAGUGGUUUAAUCUAUAUACACUGUGACAAUGGACAGAAGAAAAUUGUGAAAGUUCAAAUUCGUGAAGACUUAACCCAGAAAGAACUCCUCACUCAUUUGGCCUCCAACACAUUUGGAGUCCUUUCUCCAGGAACUGAGCCUCCAGUUAGUUACCUGGUGAAACCAAUGACAAAACCACCUUCCACAAAAGUUGAGAUAAGAAACAAGACUGUUACUUUUCCUGCAACAGAACCUGGUGAAACUUCAGAAAAUUUUCUGGAACUUGAGAAUCAUGGUAACACAGAAGUGAAGUGGCAUCUGUCAUCCUUAGCUCCACCUUAUGUCAAGGGAGUUGAUGACAGUGGAGAUGUUUUUAGAGCUACCUAUGCAGCAUUCAGAUGUUCUCCUAUUUCUGGUAUACUAGAAAGCCGUGGAAUUCGGAAGGUCUCCAUCACUUUUUUGCCCAGGGAUAGAGGGGCUUAUGCUCAGUUUUGGGAUGUUGAGUGUCACCCCCUUAAAGAGCCUCACAUGAAACAUACCCUGAGAUUUCAACUCUCUGGACAAAGUGUCAAAGCAGAAAAUGAGUCUGAAAGUUCACACAUUUCCACAAACUCCCUCAUUAAACUAGAUAAUUUAGUUAAGCCCCGAAGACAAGCUGUAUCAGAGGCUUCUGCUCCCAUACCAGGACAGCUUGACUUGACGCACCGCGGAGUUUAUGCCCCAGAAGAUGUGUACCGGUUUCUGCCUACUAGGGUUGGGGAAUCAAGGACGUUGAAAGUCAACUUGCGAAAUAAUUCUUUCAUUAUGCACUCUCUCAAGUUUUUAAGUCCCAGAGAGCCUUUCUACGUCAAACAUUCAAAAUAUUCUUUGAGGUGAGUUUAUCGUAAAUCAAAAUGUUCUCAUCCUAGUGCAGGACUGUUUUCAGGACUUCAGGAUUUCUCCUGGGAGUUGGGACUUGUGAACUCUCCCCACCUCCAUUAUAGCCCCUCAUCUCCAUCAUCAGCACCACAGAGCAUUCCUUGUCAAUUAAAAAAGAGCUGAGGAACCUGCCAGGAAAGCAUUUCAUGACUGCUUUACUAUCUGGCAACCCAAAUUUUGUGAGAGGUUUUGGAUUUAGCAUGUGAUUCCUGUUACCAGGUAUUUUGUCCAUCACAUAAGUACAUAGAACAUUAAUUAUCUUGUGAUUUAGAAUAAUUUCUUCUUCUUUUUUUUUU